This is a messenger RNA of Haemonchus placei, 630 nucleotides long. NCBI's taxonomy places the organism in Eukaryota, Metazoa, Nematoda, Chromadorea, Rhabditida, Trichostrongylidae. The record is from the annotation of a GenBank genome assembly.
AUGAUUAACUACAAGUUGACGUACUUUGAUGGACGUGGGCCUGCUGAAACGGGNUUAUUCUUGUUCGUCGUGGCAGGAGAAGAUUUUGAAGACGUGCGGGUUACGUUUGACGACUGGCCGAAGCUCAAGGAAGAUAUGCCGUUUGGUCAACUUCCGGUGCUGGACAUUGAUGGAAAGCAGCUCUGUCAGUCAUUCGCCAUUGUUCGCUAUUUGGCCAAACAAUUUUGUUACGCUGGUAAAAACGCAUGGGAAGAAGCUUGGGUCGAUUCCAUUGGUGACCAAUUCAAGGAUUUCUUCUACAACGAAAUUCGACCUUAUAUCAGGACGUUGCUAGGAUUUGAGAAAGGCGAUUUGGCUGCCUUGGAGAGGAACAUUGUCCCAGCCCAUGAAAAACGAUUUACAUUCAUGACAAAUAUUCUCAAAAACAAUCCGUUAGGAUACCUUGUUGGAGACUCGUUGACGUGGGCUGAUCUGUACUUAGCGGAGACAGCCACUUGGAAUAAAAAGUUUCCAAAUCUCUAUGACGGCUUCCCAGUGGUAAUGAUUACGGUGAAAGAACAUGUAGAGAAGAUACGUUCCAUUCCAGAACUGAAGAAAUAUAUCGAGAACCGCCCCGAUACCAUCUUCUGA